AUGCAAGUAUCACCCAGAACCUCACCUGCAUCCUCGCCAAAAUUAGCACAUUCUAAAUCAAUCAAUCAAUACUCAUAUAAUGGCCAACAUUCACCAAGAAGUGCAUCUCCUAUCUCACAAAACUCUAUAAACAAUUAUAAUAAUGUUCCAGAGUAUCAAAUGAAUCAAUCAAUGAAUCCAAACAUUAUUUCUAAUAAAGUAGGUCAUUAUUCACCAUCAACUUCACCAUUACCAUCACCAGUCUUUCCAAAAGUUAUGAUAAAUGAUUCACCUAUAAUUUCAUACCAAAAUAAUAAAAAAUCUACAACAAUUCCGAUUGUUAAAAUAGAUUAUGCACCACAAACACUUCAAACACCUAAUGAACCAUUAAGUGCUUACGAAAGUGAUGUUACCACUGAUGACGAGACAGAGUAUAUAGAUAGAAAGGAAUUCAAUAAUUCCGCAAAUUCAAAUGAAUCUAAAAGCAUAAAAAAGAAAAAAGAUCAAAUUCUUGCAAUUGAUGAAUAUGGUUUUGUUUAUGAUGUUUCUGAAAAAGAAAUCCCACCAGGAGCUGAUCGAAUUAAAAGAAUAAUACAAGCACCCGGUACAGAGGAAAAAACUACACGAGUUAUUCGAUUAUAUCGUGAACGUGAGGCUAAAUGGUUGGCUAUUCUUGGUACUAUGGAUCCUAAUAUGGCAAGAGAUUCAAGAAAAAUUAAAAAAUUGGUACGCCUAGGUGUUCCAGAAUCUGUUCGUGGAAAAUCAUGGCAAUUUAUGGCAGGUGCUGAAAAGUAUAGAAAGUCAAAAUAUUAUGAUGUAAGUUUUUGA
Entrophospora sp. SA101 is the source of this 807-nucleotide messenger RNA. The record is from the annotation of a GenBank genome assembly. NCBI's taxonomy places the organism in Eukaryota, Fungi, Glomeromycota, Glomeromycetes, Entrophosporales, Entrophosporaceae.